UCAACUGGAAGACCUUUAAAACAAUUAAACAUGAACGAAAUUACAAAGGUUAGGGAAUCAUUAGAAAAACAAAAAAUAGAGAAAUAGAAAAAAAACAAAGAAGAUAGGUUUGAUGAGAUACAGGCGUGCUGACAAUCUUUGAACCAUUUGUAGGUUUCGUUCAAUCGAUCGCUCACAGAACAAAAGAAAAACGAAAGAACAAGAAGAACCGAAGGAGUGGCAAGUGUAUGAGGAAGCUGUGUCCCAACAUAGACAAAGACGAUGGUUUGGAGACGGUUCUGGAAGUUCCGAUACCGGAGGAGAUGUUUUCCGGUAUGGGCAAUAACCCUGCUUUGCGGUGUCAGAAUAUGAUGACGUGGAUGAAAGCUCAAACCUCCGAUAAAUGGUCUCAACCGUUGAUCGCUGCUCGUAUCAACGAGCUUCGUUUCCUUCUCUAUCUCGUUGGUUCGCCUCUCAUACCUCUUCAAGUCCAAGUCGGUCACUCCGUUCAUAAGCCUGUCAAAGAUUCUUCCAUCCAAGCUUCCACGGCGAAAUAUAUAGUGCAGCAGUACAUAGCGGCGACGGGAGGACCAGCUGCGUUAAACGCUGUGAACAGUAUGUGUGUGACCGGACAAGUGAAGAUGACAGCGUCGGAGUUUCAUCAAGGAGAUGAAUCUGUCGGUAAUCUUAAGAGUAAUGACGAGAUGGGUGGUUUUGUGUUGUGGCAGAAGGAUCCAGAUCUCUGGUGUUUGGAGCUCGUUGUCUCUGGCUGUAAAGUCAUAUGUGGAAGUAACGGUCGGCUUUCGUGGCGGCAUUCCUCUAACCAACAAACACCGGCUUCUACCGGUACGCCGAGACCUCUCCGUCGGUUUUUACAGGGUUUAGAUCCUCGAUCAACGGCGAAUUUGUUCCUCGACGCGACGUGCAUCGGAGAGAAGAUAAUCAACGGCGAGGAUUGCUUUAUAUUAAAAUUGGAGACAAGUCCGGCGGUUAGAGAGGCUCAGAGCGGUUCGAAUUUCGAGAUCAUUCAUCAUACGAUAUGGGGUUACUUUAGCCAAAGAUCGGGACUGUUGAUUCAGUUCGAGGACUCGCGGCUUCUGAGUAUGGGGACCAAGGAUGGCGACGUUUUCUGGGAGACUAGCGCCGAAUCGGUGAUGGAUGAUUACAGGUACGUGGAUAAUGUGAACAUCGCUCACGGGGGGAUAACGUCAGUUACGGUGUUUCGGUACGGUGAAGCAUCGGCGAAUCACAGGAGACAAAUGACGGAGAAGUGGCGGAUCGAAGAAGUUGAUUUUAACGUUUGGGGUCUCUCGGUGGAUCAUUUUCGUCCUCCGGCCAAUUUGAAGAUUGGAAAAUAAUUUUGUCCUUUAGUUGUAUUUAUCAUUCUUUUGCUCCUAUUUUAUUAUUUUUUCGUUAGUUUUUAAUAUAUCAACUAA
Molecule: messenger RNA, 1415 nt
Organism: Brassica oleracea var. oleracea
Lineage: Eukaryota; Viridiplantae; Streptophyta; Magnoliopsida; Brassicales; Brassicaceae
Exons: 3
Coding region: 228-1337 (369 amino acids)
Source: RefSeq, a predicted model, not a curated record